AUGGCCAACGGACUUAAAGUUUUAAUAGUACUGUCAGUAGUGAUGUUGGUUGUUAUUGCUGUCACAGUUCGCCAAGUUUCAAAACCGUUGGUCAUUGUGGAAACGGUAAUAUUGUUUGCUUUUGUUGUGCCGACUUUAAUAAUUGGAGGUUUUAUGAUAUACCGGAGGAGGCGUUCUAGCAGAGAAACUCAGAUUCAUACAAAUGCAGCAGGUUCAUCAGUGAACGUACUGACUCCUGGACGGUCUCGUUCAUUUAGUGUAGAGGAAUUGAAAACAAGUACUAGAAAUUUUAACCAGAAGAUUGGACAGGGAGGUUUCGGAGCAGUGUACUUUGGCUGCUUGGACGAUGGGAAAGAAGUUGCUGUAAAAGUGCUCUCUUCCAGUUCAAGCCAAGGAGUUGCUGAGUUUUUGAACGAGAUUGAUUUGCUGUCUAAAGUAAAUCACAAGAACUUGGUGUCUCUGCUUGGAUACUGCAGCGAUGAUGCCAGAGAACUUAUGCUUGUUUAUGAAUACAUGGGCGGAGAAUCACUGAGUGAGCAUCUUUAUGGUUCUUUGGCUGAUGCCUGUAAAUUGGACUGGAAAUCCAGGCUUCAAGUAGCCUUAGAUGCAGCAGAAGCUUACACUACGCUUCUUUUCCUUGAAGGACUUGAAUACCUCCAUGUGAGCUCCACACCAAAAAUCAUCCACAGAGAUGUGAAGAGCGCAAAUAUUCUCCUAGACCGUAAUCUCCGAGCAAAACUUGCAGAUUUCGGCCUUUCAAAAAUUGUUAAGAACACUGAAAACAAAACUAUCCCUACUCAUAUGACCACCAUCAUAAAGGGAACAGUGGGAUACGUAGAUCCAGAGUAUUUUGAUACGAGCAAGCUGACGGAAAGAAGUGACGUGUAUAGCUUUGGAGUGGUUCUGUUGGAGAUUAUAUGUGGGAGGAAAGCAAUAGACACUGAUUUCUGUGAAGAAGAAACAAACCUUGUGAAAUGGGUAACGCUCCAUGCAAACUUGGGUGAAGAUUCUCCUAGGCAGUUGACAGACAUCAUAGACAAAAGAUUAUCACUUUCCGAAAAUAACUUGAAAUCAUUCUAUGGCAUAGUUAAGAUGGCAAUAAAAUGUUCAUCUGUGAGCGUACUAACUUCUGGACGGUCUCGUUCAUUUAGUGUGGAGGAAUUGAAAACAAGUACUAGAAAUGUUAACCAGAAGAUUGGAAAGGGAAGUUUCAGAGCACUGUAUUUUGGCUGCUUGGACGAUGGGAAAGAAGUUACUAUAAAAGUUCUCUCUUCUAAUUCAAGCCAAGGAGCCGCUAAGUUUAUGAACGAGCACAUUGGUUAG
Messenger RNA from Cryptomeria japonica (Japanese cedar), 1323 nucleotides. Its product is annotated as probable LRR receptor-like serine/threonine-protein kinase At1g67720. The transcript is spliced from 9 exons. Bases 1 to 1323 code for a protein of 440 amino acids. Gene Ontology annotation, molecular function: ATP binding; protein kinase activity. The record is from RefSeq and is a predicted model, not a curated record. Gene Ontology annotation, biological process: protein phosphorylation. NCBI's taxonomy places the organism in Eukaryota, Viridiplantae, Streptophyta, Pinopsida, Cupressales, Cupressaceae.